Molecule: messenger RNA, 3354 nt
Organism: Schistocerca nitens (vagrant locust)
Lineage: Eukaryota; Metazoa; Arthropoda; Insecta; Orthoptera; Acrididae
Product: zinc finger protein 436-like
Exons: 13
Coding region: 513-2396 (627 amino acids)
Biological process (GO): regulation of transcription by RNA polymerase II
Molecular function (GO): RNA polymerase II cis-regulatory region sequence-specific DNA binding; DNA-binding transcription factor activity, RNA polymerase II-specific
Source: RefSeq, a predicted model, not a curated record
GUCACCUGGGCUGGGUUGUGCUAUGUGCUGCUGUUUGUGACUGUUCCUGCAACUGCAGCAAAAAGUAAACAAAGGGGGGAUGAAGUGUUUCGUUCGUUCAUGUGAGCAUAGUAACUAAAUAAUGACAUAAAAGUAUUCCAUGUUACUCAAUAAGUUUUUCUGUGAGUGUUGGCGCUCCAGGUGACGUGUUCAAUACCCAUUGUUAAUUUCGAAGCAUUGUUCUUGGAACAAAAGGCUAUUGAUUUGAAAGAAAUUAGGCGGGUAACGCUACACUUCUCUGUGUAAUGGUUUUGAAAGCUAACAAUGGGGAUCUUUUCCUUCAUGACUCUAUGCUGGCAUCAAAAUGGUUUUAGCGAAGUGCAAGUAAAAAAAGGUGACUGAGGAACACAAUCUAUCAGCCUACUGACGUCUCGGAUCCGUAUUGAGCAAAACGUGAAGCUGGUGGUUUCCCGUUCCAUCACAGCUGGGGUUGCCGUUAAUUAAAGGGGCAUCCGAGUCAACUCGGGCGCAUCAUGGAAGCGGGUCUGCCAUCUGCAGCGGAGGAGCAGAACUGUGUAAGAAUGAACACUGAGCUACCUGCAAACGCGCGACAAAAGCAAUCAGGAAUAUCACUGACUGGACACAAUUUCCAGCCAUGCCCAAUGGAACAUGAUUUUACAGUGGGUGGGGAAUUGGAUUGUGUGACAAUAAAGAUGGAGGAGAGUGACAAUUCGGAACAGGAGGAGAGUGAGAAUUCUCAACAGACCAGUGUAUCUGGAAAACUACAGAUCUCCCUUCCUCGGAAACAAUUUGAAGACGUUUCGGAAAUCGAACCAGCUUCCUCCCGCACCGAGGGUAGCCACAUUAACCGCCCAUCUGUGGAGCCGGAUUUUGUGUUUGUCGGAGUGAAGCAGGAGCCAUUGGAAGACCGAGAAGCCGACGAAUUCUUGCCACAGGAACCCGAGUGUAUUAUCGUGCAGGGAGAAGAUCUGUGUCACGACGCCUUGCAAACUGGAGCGCUACGACCCAGACAGGAACCCGAGUGUAUUAUCGUGCAGAAAGAGGUCGACGACGUGCGACCCAGACUUCUGGAAACCACACAGGUACACGAGAACGGGGCGCGGCAGAAUACGGCGCGUAACCCGGCAGGAGGAGCUGAGGAGGAGGAAAUGAUUCUCGGCCUGGAGCUGGAGAUGGAAUGGGUUCUUCCAGUCGGACCUGCCAGUGACGAGCCCUCGAGCGACCCCCUGGCUUCUGAGAGAGAAGUGAUACCCGACUCCACGAAUGAGGGAUUUUAUUCGACAGGGUGGAGCCACACGUCGGACGAGAACCGUCGGGCCGCUUCAGGAGAAGCGGAUUACGACCGUCCGGCUUUCGUUAUCGCGAACGGCGGAGGUCCGUCGUACAGUAGUUUCGUGUCGAGGAGCUGCAGGAGCGACGGGAGGGAAACGGUGCAGCAGGCGUUCAGGUGCGACUCGUGCUCCGCCAUCUUCUCGACCAAGUACCACCUGGUCAAUCACGUGUUCGUCCACAUCCGGGAGGUGCCUCCGCCGUCGCACGUGUGCAGGCGGUGCGGAGAAGUGUUCUGCGACACCGCGUCCCUCAUCGACCAUUCGAAGGGUCACGAGAAUAACCUGCGGGUGCCCGCGGUCUCCUCGAAGUGGAACAGGGGAGACUCCGGCAGACCUUCCAAACACCAGAAAAAGCGCAGGAUUCGGAAACGCCCCGACACCAAGCCCCACAUCUGCGACCUGUGCGGCAAAGCUUUCCCCCUCGUCGGGAGCCUGAAGUCGCACCAGCGGACGCACUCGGGCGAGAGGCCGUACGGGUGCGACCUCUGCGGGAAGACGUUCGUGCAGGCGGUCCACCUGCGGAACCACAGAGUGACGCACACGGCCGAGAAGCGCCACUACUGCGAGUUCUGCGGGCGGCCGUUCGCUCUCCUCCACACCCUCAAGGUGCACCUCCGGAUGCACACGGGGGAGAACCCGUACCGCUGCGAGAUAUGCGGCGAGUGUUUCAACUUGCUCGGGAAACUCAAGACGCACAAGCAGAUCCACACCGGGAAGAAGCCGUACAAGUGCGACGACUGCGGUAACUGCUUCUCCGCCCCGAACAGCCUGAGGCGGCACAGGCGGAUGCACUCCGGCGAGAGGCCGUACAGCUGCGACAUCUGCGGCGAGUCGUUCAUGUGGUCGGCCACCCUGCAGAGGCACAAGCAGCUGCACACGGGGGAGAAGCCGUUCAAGUGCGACUUGUGCAGCAGCUCGUUCGCCGAGCUCGGCGGCCUCAACAGGCACAUGCGCAUCCACACGGGGGAGCGGCCGUACGCCUGCGGCGUCUGCGGCGCGUCCUUCUCGGCGACGAACCAACUGAAGCGCCACCUACACCGGCAGCACGUCGAAAACCCGCCUUAAAAGUCCGAACCGGGUCAGAGCUCGGCACCCUCGGCAAUCUUUAGUUUCGUGCGCGACGUCCCGCGUCCUAAUGCCGGACACUCCUUCGCGGGCUACGGAGACUCGGUAGCUUCUAGCUGAGCGAGCCGACCCGUUUGGACCUGUCGACGUAACAGUUGUGAGCUCGUCAGAUUCCUUCGUAAGAUAGCGGAGUCGUGCAGGUGUGUGUUCGGAGCCUCUGUUCUGUAAGAGUUAGUGCUUGUUGCUUUAACACUCAUGUCUGCAACUUGUCUAAUUGCGAUCCUUGUUCUUUGCUGUUAAUAUUCGUUUUGUACUUGUGAAUUUCUGUGGCCUCUUGUCCGUCCUGACACAGUAAUGCUCGGAUCUCGAUAAAACUGUGGGACUCGAGAAAUGAAUUUGGUUCUGUCCUAGGCCUAGUGCACCUUCAGCUAUUGCUGAUUUAUCCGUGUUGCCCAAACAACAGUUGCUGUUAUGUUCUUUAAGUACGGUGUUAAAUUCUUCUGUUAGGAGUCCUUUUGCACACCUGAUUGCCUGUGCCAGAGGUUUUAUAUACUCCUACCACGAUGAGUGGUGGGCUUAUUCAGAAAGGAAAUUUUUCAGGAGAUACAAAAAACUGUUUUACUGCACAGUGGGUUUAAAUAUGGUGUUGUCGAGUUUCUGUGUAGCAGGUGGUCCCAGGGUGAAACAGUAUACAUAAUUACAAUACACUUUAGCCACCAAUGUGAUCAGUAAUCCAGUUUAAAUGUAUGGGAGAUGACCUUUUUUCGAACCUGUUGAUGCUGGUUAGGCAAGUAGCAUUUUUGCAGCAGGAAGGUUGUGUUAUAGGUUAUAUUAUUCAUCUUCAUUGUAGCAAUAAAAGAGUGUACUAUGAGCAUAAAGGUUAAUUCAUAAUGUACCCAAUAUACAACCACAAACAAAAUAAAGCAGGACGGACAAUGGUGGGUAUGCUUCAUCUUUA